Messenger RNA from Aspergillus calidoustus, 1661 nucleotides. NCBI's taxonomy places the organism in Eukaryota, Fungi, Ascomycota, Eurotiomycetes, Eurotiales, Aspergillaceae. The record is from the annotation of a GenBank genome assembly.
GGUGCCGCCAUGGUGCGAUGGCAUUGGAUACCAGGUGCUCUGGGCUCCAAGGUGGACACCGACUUUGGUAAAGGACGCCGCCGCCAGGAUGGGGGCCGAAACUGAUCAUCAGAACAGACGCUGUCAGUGGUUCAAAAUUCCCCCGGUGAGGGUCGUGUCCAUCACCGAUGGUUGGAUCGAACCUCGAGAAUUGCAUUCCGCGUGCUUCUCUCCCAGAGAUCUCCGUUUCGUUCCACUCAUCAGCACCAGAGACUGUCAGACGACUGACACCUCGGAGCUCCUUGACCCUGCUUCGAUCCAAGACAUGACAUUAACAGAGCGUCCCACCGUCCCGGUACGAUCACUUCCAAAACCAGACCCCGAGGCCGAACAGGAUAAUGACACCGACCGCUGCGACAUCCGCCUCCUCCGCGCAGCCCGGUACGGCUGGACAGAUCUCGCCCGCGAACUCUUACGGCAACGCAUCCCCCUAAACUCCGCCAGACGCGAUGGCCACACAGCGCUCUCACUCGCCGCAAAACACGGUCAUGAAGACAUGGUCCGUCUCCUCGUUUCGCACGGCGCAGAUAUCGAGACGAAAUGCGACGAUUCGCGUCCGAUUGGCGGACAUACCCCGCUGUGGUUCGCCGCCGGCCAGGGACACGCGAGUAUCGUUAAGAUUCUGCUUGAUGAGGGAGCUUCUACGACCGGAGGCGAAGAAUCCGACGGCCGAUUGAUGCCCUUGUCUGUCGCCUCCGUCCGCGGGCAUGAAGACGUCGUUCGCGUGUUACUUGAUGCCGGCGCGACGCCGGAUAGUCCCGGUCUCGCGAACGGGCGGACUGCAUUCUCGUAUGCGGCUGAAGACGGGAUGGAGGGGAUCGUGCGUGCAUUUCUGCAGCACGGCGCGGAUCCCGAUUUGCCGGAUUUCGGGGGAUUGACGCCGCUCGCGUAUGCAGCGCAAUCUGGGCAGGUAAGGAUGGUGGAGAUUUUGCUUGCAGCGGGUGUGGAUAUUGAGGCAAGGGAUAAUCGAAAAAGCUCGAGUGUUUCUGAUAUCUCCAUGGGCGGCCGGACACCUCUAUCCCGUGCUGCGGGGAGGGGGCAGGGUGCUGUUGUCCAGCUUCUUCUGGAGAAAGGGGCUGAUAGUAAUGCGUGGGACUCGUGGGGGAAGACGCCGCUGCUGUAUGCGGCGAGGAACGGGCACCUGGAGACUGUACGGAUCCUGCUCCAACAUGAUCCGAAACCGACUGUUCCAGGACCCGAGGGUUUGACAUCGCUCGAGAUUGCGCUGCGAGAGUUUAAGAAGUUGGCACCGACACUAUGGUAUGAUGACAUGUGGGAGUUGCUGGAGCCGGCCAGUACCAGGCCGCAGCCAGGGUUCUUUGAGAGGGUUUUCGGGUUUAGUUUGACCUGAAACUCGGCGUGGUGGUUCCUAGAAUAGAUGAAUGUAGGAUACGUCUUUUGCAGUGCUCCUCAACGAUCCUGGAAAGGGAUCAAGCUAGAUUCGACACAGUUUUCUCCCUGCCGAUGUCGACAUAAUGUAGGCCACCGGGGGUCACAAAAGCGGUGUUCUGGUGAAAGCCUUGCAUAGCCCUGCAUGGUGCCACGAAUACCCCACGGUAAGCAUUGUAUGCAGUUGAUCAGGGGUUGUUUUAUUAAGCAAUGCUGAGUGAAUGUAUUUUGUG